AACAAUGGACUUUGCUCUUGAGAGCCACCAUGAAUCUCCUCUUCUCGUGCCUUGACGCCAGCACUAUCGGAAUCCUAACGGCCUUGCUCUUGACGGUUUGGUUACUCUGGAGGUCAUCCAGAGCCGGCAAAGACAAACUACCGCCGGAAGCAGCCGGAAAGUGGCCCCUUUUCGGCCAUCUCCACCUGCUAGCAGGACCCAAACUUCCACACGAGGCCUUGGGUGAUCUGGCCAACAAAUACGGGCCCAUCUUCAGGAUCCGUGUGGGCAUGCACCCGGCGUUGGUGGUUUGCAGUUGGGAGGCGGCCAAGGAGUGCUACACGGUGCACGACGUCGCGGUCUCUUCACGUCCCAAGCUCAUUAACGGGAAGCUCUUGGGAUAUAACUAUGCGAACUUCGGGUUUGCCCCGUAUGGGGUGUUUUGGCGCGAGAUGAGGAAAGUAACGGCCUUGGGGCUGCUCUCCAAUCGCCGGCUUGAGCUGCUGAGCCAUAUCAGAGAGUCAGAGAUGGAGAUUUGGUUGAAAGCUAUGUACAGGAGGUGGAUCGAGACAAAAGAUGCUGCGGACCUUGCCCCAGUGGAGAUGAAACAGUGGUUCGGGAACUUGACCCUGAACGUGAUCCUGCGAAUGGUCGUGGGGAAGCGGUACGCCAUCGGUGGUGCGGCAGGGGGCGACGAGGGGAAGGCGCGGCGGUGCCUGAAGGCGAUGAGGGAGUUUUUCCACCUGGCGGGGUUGUUUGUGGUGGCAGACGCCGUCCCUUUUAUGGAGUGGCUCGACGUGGGAGGGCAUCAGAAGGCCAUGAAGAGGACCGCGAAAGAGAUGGACAGUAUCUUUCAGGAAUGGCUGGAGGAGCAUCGCCAGAAGAAGGAGGAGGAGGAGCCUUCAUCGGGUGGUGCUACUGUCGAGCAGGACUUCAUGGACGUUCUGCUUUCUGUCCAAGAUGAGUCGAAGGCAGAGGAUGUUGAUGCUGAUACGAUCAACAAAGCCACAACCAUGACUCUGGUCGCAGGAGGCACGGACACGACCGCCGUCACCCUAGUAUGGGCUCUCGCCUUGCUCCUGAACAACCCGCUCGCCAUCAAGAGGGCCCAAGCUGAGCUGGAUGUCCACGUAGGAAGGGACAGGCUGGUCAAAGAGUCGGACCUGAGCAAGCUCCCCUACGUCCAAGCCAUAGUCAAAGAGACCCUCCGCCUGUACCCGGCCGGCCCUCUCUCGGGCAUGCGCGAGUUAACCCAGGACUGCACCAUCCAAGGGUACCGCGUCCCCGCUGGCACGCGGCUCAUCACCAACCUGUGGAAGCUCCAGAGGGACCCGCGCGUCUGGGAGCGGCCUGACGAGUUCGAGCCUGAGCGGUUCUUGGCCGGCACGUGUAAGGACAUGGACAUGAAGGGCCAGCACUUCGAGCUCAUCCCGUUCGGGGGUGGCCGCAGGGCUUGUCCCGGGGCAAACUUCGGGGUUCAAAUGGUGCAGCUGACGCUGGCCAGUUUGCUGCACGGGUUCGAUGUGAGCACCGCUCGAGACAAUGGCGCCGUGGAUAUGACGGCGGUUGCUGGGUUGACCAUCGGCAAGGCCACUCCGCUUCGAGUUACGGUGAGGCCUCGGUUGUCUCCUGCUGCGUACGAUGGUUUUGGAUCUUCUGUGAAUUAGGUCCGCUAUCGACCAAGAAGAAAGAAUAAAUCCAAAUAAUAUCAGGAGCUUCAUGUCAAUGUAAAUAAGUCCUGAGAUUUUGAGGGUGAUGCAGAUAUAUCGAGGAUAUCAUUACAGACCCUUUAAA
Messenger RNA from Rhodamnia argentea, 1773 nucleotides. RefSeq names its product cytochrome P450 CYP82D47-like. NCBI's taxonomy places the organism in Eukaryota, Viridiplantae, Streptophyta, Magnoliopsida, Myrtales, Myrtaceae. The transcript has 3 exons. Gene Ontology annotation, biological process: defense response to other organism. Bases 30 to 1646 code for a protein of 538 amino acids. Gene Ontology annotation, molecular function: monooxygenase activity; iron ion binding; oxidoreductase activity, acting on paired donors, with incorporation or reduction of molecular oxygen. The record is from RefSeq and is a predicted model, not a curated record.